This is a messenger RNA of Leptosomus discolor (cuckoo roller), 3366 nucleotides long. Lineage: Eukaryota; Metazoa; Chordata; Aves; Leptosomiformes; Leptosomidae. The record is from RefSeq and is a predicted model, not a curated record.
GUGUCUUCGACAACUGCUCACACACGGCCAGCGAUAAGGGCUGGGCACUGGGCAUCCGCGCCCUGCAACUUGGUGGCAAGAAGGACGCCCGCUUCUUCUUCUCCCUCCGCACAGACCGGGCGGACACUGCCACUGAGGUGACUGCCUACCACCGCUACCGCCCCGAGACAUGGACCCACCUGGCUGCCAGCUACGAUGGGCGGUGGAUGGCUCUCUACGUGGACGGGGCACGGGUGGGCCGUGCCGGUGGUCAGGGGGGACCCCUGCACAGCACCUUCAUGGCCUCCUGCCGCACACUGCUGCUGGGUGGGGAUGCCUGGGGGACCGUGCACGCUUUCCGGGGACACCUGGCCGGGCUGGCACUGUGGCGGGGUGCCCUGUCCCAACCCCAUCUCCAGAGAUCUUUCCUAGAGGGGGUGACUGGGGGUGUAGAUGGGCUGGCUCUGGAUGCUGGCUUUGCCACCCCUGAGAAGCACUGGACACCUUUUCAGGAAGGCAACUUCCCCCAGCAGCGGGUGCUGCCUUCCCCACCGUGCCCUGUCCUGUGGCCCCUGGGCCCCACUGCCUGCGGGCAGACUGCCUGUGAUAAUGUGGAGCUGGUCUCCCACUACAACAAGCACUGGCCACUGCGCAGCGGGAAGGUGGUGCGGUACCGGGUGGUGAACCUGGCAGAGGAUGAUGGCGGGCGGCCGACGGUCAGCCGGGAGCAAGUUUGGCGGCAACACUGGGCGCUGAGUGAGGCUUUCCGACCUUACAACAUCUCCUGGCAGCUCAGCUUGCUGGAGGUACGCAACUCCUCCCUGCGCCGCCGCACUGUCCUCCUGGGCUGUGAGCCCAGCAAGGUGGGCAAUGAGCGCUGCGACCCUGAGUGCGAGCAUCCCCUGACUGGCUAUGAUGGCGGGGACUGCCGCCGGCCUGGCCGCUGUUUCUCCUGGAAGCGCCGUGAUGGCAUCUGCCACAUGGAGUGCAACAACAUGUUGGAUGACUUUGACGAUGGCGACUGCUGUGACCCACGGGCCACCGACGUGGCCAGGACCUGCUUCGACCCUGACUCACCCCAGCGUGCAUACAUGAGUGUGAAGGAGCUGAAGGAGGCACUGCAGCUGAACAGCACCCACUUCCUCAAUGUUUACUUUGCCAGUUCGGUGAGGGAAGAAUUGGCUGGUGCUGCCACUUGGCCAUGGGAUAAAGAGGCCCUUAGUCACCUGGGUGGAGUUGUCCUCAACCCUGCUUAUUACGGUAUGCACAGCCACACGAACACCAUGAUCCACGAAGUGGGACAUGUCCUGGGGCUGUACCAUGUCUUUAAGGGAGUGAGUGAGCGGGAAUCUUGUGACGAUCCCUGCAGGGAGACAACUCCAUCUAUGGAGACAGGAGACCUCUGUGCUGACACUGCCCCCACCCCAAAGAGUAAACUCUGUCGGGAUCCAGACCCUACCAAUGAUACUUGCGGCCAGACGCAUUUCAUGGGAACACCCUUCAACAACUACAUGAGUUACACAGAUGAUGACUGCACCAACACCUUCACACCCAACCAAGUGGCCCGGAUGCAUUGUUACCUAGACCUGGUAUACCAGCGCUGGGGCCAGAGCAAGAAGCCUGCACCCAUUCCGAUCCCUCCCAUGGUCACGGGACAGACACAGGACUCACUCAGCAUCUACUGGCUGCCUCCCAUCAGUGGUGUCAUCCAUGAGAGGGAGCAGGAUACACUCUGUGACAACUGUGCAGAGGACGGCACCUUCCAUCAGUAUGCGCAUGAGGCCUCUUCCCCUCGGGUCUGUGAUUCCUCUGGCUACUGGACCCCAGAAGAGGCAGAAGGGCCUCCGGAUGUGGAUCAGCCCUGUGAGCCCAGCCUGCAGGCCUGGAGUCCGGAGCUCCACCUGUACCACAUGAACAUGACGGUGCCGUGCCCACAGCCAGAUGGCUGCAUCUUGGAGCUGCGCUUCCUGCACCCGGUCUACCCUGAUUCCCUCACCCUCUGGACUACAUACCUCUCCACGGGCUCUCCCAAGGCACUGUCUGACGUUGAAGUCCUGACAGAGCAGGGGGAGUCCAUCCAUCUGGGUCCCCUGGACACUUUCUGUGAUGUCCCCUUUACCGUGAAGCUCAACAUCCCUAAAAAGGUGUCAGGAGUCAAAAUCUACACCUUUGAUGAGAGGAUGGAGAUAGACACGGCCCUGCUGACCUCCAUGCCCCACAGCUCUCUCUGCUCCGCCUGCAAGCUAAUCCAGUACCGAGUUCUCCGUGACCCCCCAUUUGCAAACGGAUCCCCCUCCACCCCGGCACAGGCACACCGCCAGUUCAUCGACACGGAAGUCAUGCCUGGGCAGGUGUACCACUACCAGGUGCAGGCAGUCUCUGGGACAACCUCAGGAGAAGCCUCCCCACCGCUCAUCCAUGUCCACGGAGCACCCUACUGUGGGGAUGGGAAGGUGACCAUGAGCCUGGAGGAGGAAUGCGAUGAUGGGGACUUGCUGGAUGGAGAUGGUUGUUCCAGGAAAUGUAAAAAGGAAAAAGGUUUCAACUGUGUUGGGGAGCCAAGCCUGUGCUAUGUGCACGAUGGGGAUGGUGUGUGUGAGCCAUUUGAGAAGACAAGCAGCAUCCUGGACUGUGGUCCCUACACACCUGAUGGAUAUGUGGAUCUGUGGGCAGCGAAAGCCUACGCCUCCCAUCAGGAUGCAAAGUCCUGCCCUGCUUCCUUGGUCACUGGAGAGCCUGUUGUGAAGGUGUGCUUUGAGAGACCUGCAGUGCCCACCUCCCUUCUGGUCUUUCUGGCCUCUGAUGGCACCAACCAACGGAUGUAUGAGCUGUCAUGCCAGCACAACCCGCUCGUCAUCAAUGUGACCCAUGGCCAGGAGCACCCAUCCCACUGGACUGCUUCAGUGCUGCUCAACUUCUCCUCCCCACUCGUGGGCAUUGCAGCCGUGGCCUUGCGGACCUCAGUUCAUCCUGGCUCCUCUGACCCGACCACCUGCCUCCUACAACACGAGGAGGGACAUGGCCAUGAGCGCUACAGCUGUGUCCAUGGUGCCUGUGCAGGAUCAGGAAGCUGCACAAGGCCACUGCUUGCUCACGCUGCCACCCUCAACUGUACCUCUGAUGGCCCGAGGCACAUGGCUUGCACCGUCACCUGUGAAAAGGGCUUCAUCCUCCGCUCUGGCAAUGGGAAGGGCCUAGGCUCCAUACAGCAGAAUGUCGUGCUGACGUGCAUCUCAGGACGGUGGGACAGAUCUGUGACUUGUGACCCUGUUGACUGCAGUGUCCCUGACCAGUCCCAUGUGUACUACGCUGAGUUCUCCUGCCCCAAGGGGACCACCUACCUGCAGAGAUGUUCCUUUUCCUGCAUCCACCCAGCCAAGCUUCAAG